Messenger RNA from Arachis duranensis, 1351 nucleotides. RefSeq names its product dihydrodipicolinate reductase-like protein CRR1, chloroplastic. Lineage: Eukaryota; Viridiplantae; Streptophyta; Magnoliopsida; Fabales; Fabaceae. The coding region runs from base 88 to 1350 and encodes 420 amino acids. Gene Ontology annotation, cellular component: chloroplast stroma. Gene Ontology annotation, molecular function: 4-hydroxy-tetrahydrodipicolinate reductase activity. The transcript has 9 exons. The record is from RefSeq and is a predicted model, not a curated record.
ACCAAAAACCUUAUCUCUCAAUAAACACAUUGGUCAUAUAUCAUAUUUAUAGCCUUAUCUAUCGUGUUGCAUAGAGGAGCAGCAGCCAUGGUAUCCUUAAGCUCUCACUUCCGUUCCACCAACUACUACUUGAAUAGGAAUAAUAAUUCUCAUCACAAUCACAAUUACAGAAUCAAGCAUUGUGUUUCAUGCUCUGUCCAGCCUACACAAACCAACAUUAAGGUAGUGAUAAAUGGAGCAUCCAAGGAGAUAGGAAGAGCAGCAGUGGAAGCUGUGACUAAAGCCAGGGGAAUGGAACUCGCUGGUGCUGUAGAUAUUUGUCAUGUUGGGGAAGAUAUUGGACAGGUAUGUGGCAUGGAAGAGCCCCUUGAAAUACCCAUAAUAAAUGAUCUCACUAUGGUUUUGGGUUCUAUAUCUCAGUCCAAGGGAGCAGGAGUUGUAGUUGAUUUCACUGAUCCUUCCUCCGUAUAUGACAAUGUAAAACAGGUAACAGCAUUUGGCAUGAGAAGCGUAGUCCACGUUCCGCGAAUGCAAUUAGAUACGGUUGCAGCAUUAUCUGCAUUCUGUGACAAGGCCACCAUGGGUGUGUUGGUUGCACCAACCCUUUCCAUAGGAUCAAUAUUGCUACAACAAGCUGCAAUUUCAGCUUCUUUCCAUUACAGAAACGUUGAGAUUGUGGAAUCCAAGGCUAAUGCAAAUGAUUGGAUUGCUGGUGAACAGGAUCUUCCAUCAGUAGAUGCAAACCAAAUAGCAAAGAAUCUGUCAAACCUGGGUCAGAUCUAUAACAGAGAAGAUGCUUCAACGGAUGUGUUGGCAAGGGGUCAAGUCCUUGGAGAUGGAAUUCGUGUGCAUAGCUUGGUACUUCCAGGACUUCCCUCAAGUACAACAGUUCACUUCUCUGCUCCAGGAGAGAUAUAUUCUAUCAAGCAUGAUAUUACAAAUGUGCAAUGCCUCAUGCCAGGCUUGCUGUUAGCCAUUAGAAAAGUUGUGCGCCUCAAGGGAAUUCGUUGCUUGAAAUGUUCCUCCUUUUUGAGAAAUUCAUAUCAAACACCCCCAACUGGAAAUACCGGUGGCGCAGGGGAUAUCGGCGGUGCAGGAAAUAAUCUCUGUUUUAACUGCUUUUUAUGUCUGCUCAAAUAUUUUGUAUUGAAAUCCAAUUAUCCUUCUGUGCUCUUCGAUAUAUUGGAGGCUCAGAAUGCAGAGCACAACAUGAAAGUAACGUUAUUAGAGCUUUACAAUGAGGAAAUAACGGAUCGUGUGCCUCCUGAGAAAACUGUAAAAUCUGAAGAUGAUAAGUCUAAAAGUCCUAUCGCUCUAAUGGAGGAUUGGAAAGGGAGCUUUCAUUGUUAAU